AUGGCCUACAUUGUUAGUCCGCAGAUCAAAAUGUCUUCUAGCGCAUUAUCGUCGAUACUUAAUAAACACAAUUUAACUGGUGAGAAUUUUACCGAUUGGAAAAGGAACUUAAAGAUCGUCCUAACCUUUGAGAAACUGAAUUUCGUACUGAAUACACCUUGUCCUCCGGAGUCACCUGUUGAUGCUCCUAAUGAGGUUUUCGUAGCGUAUCAACGCUGGAAGGACUCUAACGAUAUGACUCGCUGUUAUAUGAUGGCGAGCAUGUCCAUUGUGCUACAAGCACAACAUGAAGAUUACAUAACUGCUCGUCAGAUUAUCGAUAAUCUUGAGGACAUGUUCGGUGGCCAAGCCGCUGAAAAACGUCGGGAAGCCCUUAGUAACCUCAUUAACUGCAUACAGAAGGUUGGGUCUUCCAUAAACGAACAUAUGCUGAAGGUGAUGGGCUAUUUGGCUGAAGUUCAGACCAAUGGGGCCGACAUCGAUGCUGAGUCUUAUAUGAAUAAUGUCAGUGACAUGAAAUCUCUGGCUUCUUCAAAGUUGACGUCCCAUGUGUAUUGCUUUUCUGGUCAAAAGGGUAUAGUUGGAUUGGCUUCUACUCGGGUUCUCCAGAACAAAAAAUAA
Molecule: messenger RNA, 621 nt
Organism: Morus notabilis
Lineage: Eukaryota; Viridiplantae; Streptophyta; Magnoliopsida; Rosales; Moraceae
Exons: 3
Coding region: 1-621 (206 amino acids)
Source: RefSeq, a predicted model, not a curated record